This is a messenger RNA of Varanus komodoensis (Komodo dragon), 6013 nucleotides long. It is a transcript of the gene NCAPD3, whose product is annotated as non-SMC condensin II complex subunit D3. Gene Ontology annotation, biological process: mitotic chromosome condensation; meiotic chromosome condensation. The transcript is spliced from 35 exons. The record is from RefSeq and is a predicted model, not a curated record. Gene Ontology annotation, cellular component: condensin complex; condensed chromosome, centromeric region. Gene Ontology annotation, molecular function: histone binding. NCBI's taxonomy places the organism in Eukaryota, Metazoa, Chordata, Lepidosauria, Squamata, Varanidae.
CGGAGGGGGCGCUUCUCGCCGCCGUGGCGCGGUGGGCGCUGCGCGAGGCUGGCCAAGCUUGGGUGGACACAGUGUGGGAAUUAGACUUCACUGAAACAGAGCCUUUGGAUUCUAGACUACACAGCUUGAUAACAGAUGAGGGUUUGGAUGCCUUCUCCCAGCUUUAUGAGGCCCUCUGUCCCUUUGCUGUAGAUGACCAUGGGACCACCAAGAGCAUCUGGCCUCUCCUUGCAGAGAACAAUAUCUCCCACAGCACCAUUGUGGCCGUGCUGUAUCACUUUGUCCAGGAGGCCCAAAGCAAAAAUGCCGGCGUUCAUCAGCGGCUGUAUGCGCUGCAUGCUGCGGGACUGUACUUUCUAUUGGUCGAAAUUCCAGGCAGCAUUGCCAAUCAGGUGUUCCAUCCUGUGAUGUUUGAAAAAUGUCUUCAGAUGCUGUCUAAAUGCUGGCCCCAGGAAUCCAACUUGCCCAGAAAAAGGAAAAAAGACAACAGUAAAAAUUCGAUGCAUGGUAGAAAGAAAGGAAGGGCAGUGAGAAAUAAAAACACAUCAAUGGAUGAGAACUUUGAGGAGGAGGAGGAAGGCCAGGAAGAAGGAAUUCACUUCUCUGCACAGGAGCUGCUUCAAAUUCGGACAGCCCUCUUCUUUCUCUUGAAGAACCUCCUGCGGCUUCUUUCUAAGUUCUCCUUGAAAGAGAGACCGCAGUGCAUGCAGACUUGCAUUCAGGUCUUCGUUAAUUUGACAGGGUUUGAGCCCUGUAUACAUGAGUUUGAGCCUUCAGAGAAGAUGGUGAUCGACCAAGCCAAGUAUGUCCCAGAACUUGCCUAUUUUGGCUUACGACUUCUGUGUUCGCCAUUUCACAGCCUAGAAGAUAAGGUUCUACGCCAGGUGUUCCAUCGAUUUCUCAGCAUCAUCCUCAUGUUGCCAGGGAGAGAAGGAUCUAGCAGUGCAUCAGCCACUAUUCCGUCUCAGCUCAUUGGUGCUAGGGACCAGGCCAUCAAAUUCAUCAGCUCUCUCGCCGAUGAACUGAAAGCUGCCGUCUUCCCUGUACUGCGGAUCUUACUCCAGCAUAUUUGUGCCAAGGUGCCUGACAAGUCUGAAUAUCGAACGCACGCAGCACAGUCUUUGGUGCAGCUACUGUACAAAUUUCCAUGUGCAGAACAUGCUGACUUCAUCGCGUGGCUGUAUCGGUACUCACACAGUGACCAGAUAUCCUACAGGGUGUUUGCCCUUGAUGUGGCCUUGGCCCUGCUGGACCUUCCUGAACGGGAUGAAGACACGGCUGCCUUGUCCGAGGAACAGCAGAUGUUCCUGAAGCACAAAUUCCUGGUGCAGGUCAUGGUCUUCCGUCGGUGCUCGGACGUAGCGCCCACUGUCCGCAGCAAGGCGCUCUCGAGCUUUGCUCAGUGUCUAGAAAUGAAAGCCACUUUGAGCACAGACACCUUCCAGGAGCUGCUGCAAGGCGUUGCUGUUUCUACAGUCAUGGACUCAAGCCCAUCUGGGACACCCCGAACUCAUACAGAGGGGGCCUCCAGCCGAAUGAAGACCUUCCCAACAUUCAAAACCAUUGAAAUAACGGACAAACAAGACACCACACAGUUUGAUGGAAAGAUGAUCAUGAACAUGUUGAGGCUGAGAACUAGAGAUCAGAAGACAAAUGUUCGGAAAUCUGCCCUUCAGGUAUUGAUGAGUAUCUUGAAGCACCACAUGGUUCCAUGCACCCCAGAAGACCUGGCUCCCCUUUCAGAACGAUGUCGCGAUUCUGCCGUCUCUGUGAAGAAGCAAGCCCUCCAGUCUAUUACGGAGCUCCUAACGUCUCAGCCAGAGAAUGUCCUGAUACAGAAGGCCUGGCUGACCGGAGUGAUCCCCGUCGUCAUGGACUCUGAGAACUCUGUGCAGGAGAAAGCUCUGGACUGCAUCGAGCAGCUCUUGCUGCAGCCCAUUAAACACUGUAACAAAUUCAGCCACCAGGACCAACCUCAAGUUCUUGCCUGGGCUCUCCUCACGUUGUUUGCAGAAGAGUGUCAGGACCUGAGCCGCUACUUGAACAGAGCUUUCCACAUAUGCGCCAAGAAGGGCAAAUUCUCCUCGUCGUUUGUUAACAGCAUCCUCUCCCACACAGAAACAGAGCGUGCCGCACCGGCUUGGAUGCUGCUGGCAAAGGUGGCUGGGUCGUCCCCCAAGCUGGACUAUUCAAAGAUAAUUGACGCCUGGAACAGUAUCAGAAGGCAAGCGAGACCAGCAUCGGAGUAGACGAUGGUGCACAUUCUCUCUGUGAUUGGGAGCACCGCAAAGCACCUGCCUAGCAGCAUCCGGAACAGGGUGAUCGAUGAUAUCAAGCGUCGCCUGUUGGAAUUCCAGUUUCCUCUGUUGGCGAUCAGCCCAGCUGUUGAGACCACACAGAAACUGUGCAUUGCCUCAGCAGAAUCCCCAAAGGAGAUACUGGCGCUGCAGAGCGAGGUAUUUGAAGAUAUUUUAUUGGCAUGUGAGUGCUAUAUCUCAAGCAUUGUCCUCCAAGAGCAUGGAGCAGAACAGCUGCAAGAGGAUGUCUUGGUGAAACAUCUCUUCACCUUGGGUGAGGCUGUUCAGAUGUGCCCAGGGAAAGUGGGGAAACGUACCUUCUUGCUGAUACAGUCCAUCCUGGCUAGUCCUGACAGCAUGGGGCAGGAGUCCAGCCACGGGGAUAAUGAAGAGCUUCUGCCGUCUCAACCAUUAUCUCAGUUCCAAGGCUCCGUGAUGCCUUCUGCGGUCCGAGCUCACGCUUUCAUUACCCUAGGGAAGCUUUGCCUGCAGCAUGAGGACGUGGCGAAGAAGUGCAUCCCUGCUCUGGCCCGGGAGCUACAGGUGUCCAAAGAUGUGGCUGUCCGCAACAACGUCAUCCUUGUGAUCGGUGACCUCUGCGUUCGCUACACCUCUAUGGCGGACCAGUAUAUCCCAGAUGUCUCCGUGUGCUUGAAGGACCCCGAGCCUUUCAUUCGGAAGCAGACGCUUAUCCUCCUUACCAACCUCUUACAGGAAGAAUUUGUGAAAUGGAAAGGAUCUCUCUUCUUCAGGUUUGUCAGUGUUCUGGUGGACCCAUGUGAGGAGAUUGCCAGCUUGGCCAAAUUCUGCUUGGUGCAUCUCCUGCUGAAGAGGAACCCAGUGAUGUUCUCCCAGCACUUCAUCGAAUGCAUCUUCUACUUCAAUUGCUACGAGAAGCACGAGAAAUACAAUAAGUUCCCCCAGAAUGAGUGUGAGAAGUCCCUCUUCUCCCUGAAGGGCAAAGCUAACAAAGACAAGCGGGUGCUGAUUUACAAGUAUCUGUUGGAACAUUUUACUGAUGAGCAGAGAUUCAACAUCACUUCGAAAAUCAGCUUGAACAUCCUGGCCUGCUUUGCAGAUGGAGCCCUUCCUCUCGACCUGGAAGCCAGUGAGCUGCUCUCAGACACCUUCGAGAUCCUGAGCUGCAGAGAGAUCAAGCUGUCGGCCAUGAGGUCCAAGCCGGAGGACGACCUCCAGCCAGAGGAGGAUGAACUGGCCAUGGCCAAUGCAGUCAUGCAGGUGGCCCAGAAGAAACUCAUCUCGCAAGUCCAGAAGAAGAAUUUUGUAGAAAAUGUCAUUCCAGUCGUCAUUUCACUGAAGGCUUUGCUGCAGGAAAACCGGCUUCCGGCGCUGAGGGAUCUCAUGAAUUAUCUCCGGGAGGUGAUGAAAGAUUAUCGGAACGAGAUCAAGGAGUUCUUUGCCCUGGACAAGCAGCUGGCAGCAGAACUGGAAUACGACAUGAAGAAGUACGAAGAGCAGCUGGAGCAGGAAUCAGAGCAAGGCCAAGAGCCCUCCAGAGAGACGGACGUCCUUGAGCCUGCGGUGGCUGUGCAGCAGUCCCCCCGCUCUGCUGAUCAGGUUCAGGAGGCGUCUCCCACCGCCCGAAGAGACUCCUCGCUUUUGAAAUCUCCUCCAGCCCCUGCUGGGUUUACUGUGGCCAGGCCAGGCGUCUUGACUCCAAGGCCCAGAAACGUGUCUCUGAAUACUCUUGCCAUCCUCAACUCUGCUAAAAUGGCCGUGGAAGCCGCUUCCAAGCAGCGCAGCAGGAGCCUGGGCAGAAGACCUGCAUCUCCAGGGAGCAAGGAGCCAUUCACCACCUCCUGUGGAAGCCUAAACCAACCAUCUUCCGGAGCCACCGUUCCCCUGGAAGGCCGAGCGAUCAGCACCCCUGAGAAGUCGAUCAGCAAUGUGACCUUUGGCGCUGGGGUCAGCUGUAUCGCCUUGAUGCCCACACCAGCAUCCUCUCCAGGAAAGCAAGGGGCUCAGGAUUCAGAGGAACAGAUUGUUUGCUUGGUAUCACCUGACAGACCAGCUUUGCGGCCUCGGCAGUGGAAAAUAAACUCGCCAGCAAGAGGAAAUGGUCCCCGACGCGUAGGCCCACGGCAGUCCAACCGCCGAACACCCCGGAACCCUAGCAAAUGACGCUUUACUCCCACCUGAGCCAUAUCUUUGUACAGAAGUAUAAUCAUGUAUUUAACUCUUUCUCCACAUUGUUGUACCUUUGAAGACCGCUGCUGACAUCUGUGUAAAUAGUUUUGUAUUCUUAGUACGUCAAGCUUAACUUUGUAACUAUAGUCAAUAUCUAUUUAGCUUAAAUAACCCACUGCUGCUUUGAUUGAGGUGAUGCCUGCCCGUCUUAGCUUAUUUUCAACACAGGGGCGUCUUGGGGUGGAAUUAAACACCCUUUGAAGCAGUCAUAUCCAGUUCAAAGGAGCUGCAGGCCCAUGAGGAGCUCCGGUGGUUGGACAGUAGCAUAUGACUGCACUCUGGAUUUUCUAUCGCAUAGCUAAAAGCACAACAUUUCGGUCAAUGUGUGUCCUUGGUACAUGCCUACUACAUGACCUGAUUGUUCGGUCUUCAGGGAGACUUCCCUGGAUGGAGGCAUUCAGUGUGAAUCAGGCCACACAAUGCGGCAAGAAGCCUUUGAAAUUGUCUCCAUGGAAAAUCAGUACAAUUAAAAGGUGACACUGCAGUUAAUCAUCCCCAGAAAUGAGAUUCCCGUAAGAGCCUGAGGUGGUAUUGCCACAUGGAUAAGUGUGUGUUCUUCUGGAGGGUUUCGGGGGCCUUCUUUCCCUGCAGCUUCUGCUGCCCUUGGGGAAAAAACAGCUCUUUAGAAAAGUUGAUCCUUGGAUCAGUUUAAAAGCCAGGAGGCUGUAAGUGGAAGGUGGAAAGGCACAUUCACAUGGAAGAACAUGUGUGUUUAUGUGUUCCUCAUUGGCUCUGGGCCUGUAUUUGUCCUUAGAAAACCCAGCACAUUUUCUGUGCCAAUUUCCACAUUAUAGGACUUUGAAGAAUCAUGCCAAAAUUAAUUUCUAGAGAGAGAAUUUGCCUUGAUGCAGUGCUUUAGUCAAAUAAUCACAGUGUUUGAAGAGACUCUGGUGUAUAUAUAGCCCUCAUUGAUUAUUUCCUGCUUGUGGACCAUGUUAACUCCCAUUGUUUUAAUUUGUAUACACACAGUUUUUCACAUUCCGUGCACACUUGGCCUUUGCACUUCUUAAGUUUCGUUUCUUUCACCCCCCCUCCCCCCACCUUUGGGUCUUUUCCCCCUAAGCAAAUAGCAAAAGACCAAAAGUGAACUUGGUCACCUAAGAGUGUCAGUAAAAUAGUGAGACCCUAAUUUACACAAAGCUUUUUAGCCAAAGGCUGUAAAGCUAUUAAAAACAUGGCUGUUGUUAACUGCAUGCUUUUAGGUCUAACAACAGCAUGCUUUUAAAAAUUUGGAUGCUGUACUGGGGUCAAGAAAUUUCUUUCCAGAAUCCUGUGCCACUGCACUGGGGCAAUGCUCCCCCUGAGGUUUGGGAUUCAUAUGGGGUGGGGGUGGGUUAGUGCAGUUCAACGCUUGCUUCCACCCUGAACUUGCUGAGUGGCUGCCGGUGGCAAGACCAACCGUGAGCCUAAUUGUGCCAGCUUGUCUUUUACGAAAGCCUGCGAGACACCCAGCCCUUACCUCACAUCAAUGCCAGGCAGGUACUGGGCAACCCCUCCAUUCCACCCCG